This is a messenger RNA of Acanthosepion pharaonis, 1740 nucleotides long. NCBI's taxonomy places the organism in Eukaryota, Metazoa, Mollusca, Cephalopoda, Sepiida, Sepiidae. The record is from the annotation of a GenBank genome assembly.
AUGCCACACCAAUUCUUUCUUUCUUUUAUUUUUCUUUUUCUUUCUCUUUUAAGACUCUUUUUCUUCUUUUCUUUCUUUCUUUUCUUUCAAUCUUUCUUUCUUCUCUUUUUGAUAAAAUUUCUUUUUUCAUUUCUUCCCUUCUUUCUUCUUUUUUCUUCUUCUUUCUUUUUUUUUUUUGAACUUUUCAACCUUUUUUCUUUUCAGUCCUUAUUUGCUCUGAAAUUUCAAGAUUCUUCUUGUUUCUUUUGUAAUCCCCUUUUAAAAGGAUCUUCUUUUCUUUCUUAUAUCUGUGUUCGUCCUCUUCUUAUUUUUUUUCAUUCUUUUCUUUUUCAAAAAAAUCUUAUAAGCUUUCUUUUUUUUUCUUCCUUUAAAUCCAGGGCUCAAAUAAAUCCUCUUCUUUCUUUUGUUUCUUUCUUAUUCUUAUAUAUCCAGUUAUUUAUUUGUUUCUUUCUUUCUUUUUUUCAUUCUUUCUAUAUUUUUUCUUUCUGUUGGGCCACCUUUUUCAUACAGAUUUAUCAUCCUCAUUCAUUUAAAUGUUACGCUUUGUUCAUCUAUCAUUAUGUCAUUCAUUCCUUCAUUUUUUUUCUAUUUUUAUUUCAUUUUUUUCAUUUAUUUAUUUUAAUCAUUUCCCCAGAACUUUUUGGCAUUUUCUUUCAUUUUUUUCAUUCAUUCAUCCCAUUUUCAUUCUUUUUCGCUUUCUUUUUCUCUUUUCUUUUUUUUCAUUCAUUCAGUUUCGAAGAUUUUUUCUUUGAACUUCUGCAGUCUCAUUCAUUCCAGAUUUUUUUUUUCGCAUUCUUUCAAAAUUCUUUUUUUUCAUUCAUUUUGAUUUUUUACCCAUUUCUUUCUUUUUUUUCUUCAUUUUUAUUUUCAUUCAGAUUUUAUUCAUUUUUUCUUCAUUUUUUGCGUUAUUCAUUCAUUUUCUUUUUUUUUUUUCAUUUUCUUUUCUUUUCGUAUUCUUUUCUUUUUUUCAUUCAUUUUUUUUUCACUCAUUCAUUCCAGAUUUCUUUUUUUUCAUUUUUUUCCAGGGUUGAUUCAUUUUUUUCAUUCAUUCAUUCCUUUUUUCAUUCAUUUUUUCUUUCAUUUUUUCAUUCAUUCAUUCCAGAUUUUUUGUUUUCGCAUUACUUUUUUAUUUUUCAUUCAUUCAUUCCAGAUUUCUUUCUUUUCGUUUCUUUCUUUCUUUCUUCAUUUUUUUCAUUCAUUCAUUCCAGAUUUCUUUCUUUUCGCUUUCUUUCUUUCUUUCUUCAUUUUUUUCAUUCAUUCAUUCCAGAUUUAUUUCUUUUCGCUUUCUUUCUUCCUAUAUUCAUUCCCACUUCCGUACUUUUUUAUUUACUUAUGUAUUUAUUUUUAUGCGUUUUCUUUCGAACUUCUUCCAUUUUAAAAUUUCUUUUCUUUUUUUUUUUUUUCCUUCUUUCUUUCUUUCAUACGUUCUAUAUUUCUUCCACGUUCAUAUUUCUUUUCUUUUCUUCCUUCUUUUUUUUUUCUUUCUUUUUUUUUCUGCAGAUUAAUCCUCCUCUCAUUUUUAAAAGCAAAACUUUCUUUUCAUUUCUUCUUUCUUUUUAUUUAAAAAUUUUUCAUUUCAAAAUUCUUUUCUUCCUCCCUUCCCACUUUCCACCUUAUCUUCCCUAUGUCUUUCAUUGUUUUAAUUACUAUGUUUUUAGUUGUCCACUAUUUUCGCGUAAUCCUGAUUAUCUCCCUUUUUAUACUUUAUUGUUUUCAUCAAACAUAUGUAUAGCAAGCUAA